CACAGCCUCCGCGCUUGCAGUGGUGUGUGCUUCGUUCUUUUUUCUUCUUUAUUUUAUAUUCACCUGGGGAGAGCUCCACCUUCGUGGUUACGGGCCGGUGAGUUCCUUCCACGAAAGGACUGUCAUUUCCGUCGCAACCAAGACCGAGACCGGGACCUCGCAGCAUCAUGAGACCGACCCUCUUUGUAUUAUUGGCUCUCUGUUUGGUGGCUGCGUGCAGAGCUGCCGAGGAGGAGUAUGAUUACGAGGAAGAGCCAUCACCAGUUUCGUCGACUCAAGCACCGGCGAGACCAGCUGGAAGACUUGGCAGCCUUCUAUCUCCGCGAGGGCGUGCACCUGCAGUGAGGAAGCCUGCAGCCACGACAUCAACUACACUUAAACCAGUGGAACAAUUAGCCGAUGAAGCGGACGAAAAAAAUGACGAAGAGUUCGAAGAUAGCCAGGAGCAAGAAGAAGCUCAAACUACAACAACAGAGUCGGCGAAAAAACUUCGCGCUGGUGGAAUCAGGCCAUUCAGAUCGAACGAUGACUUGCUCGCAGCUCUAAAAAGGAGGAGAGCUCAGGUUGGAGUGAUCACUCACGCACCAUCGACAACGCAAUCAUCAGUCGAACCUACCUCAUCGAAAUCUAAAUCAUCUUCAGGUGGUCGCAGCCGGAAUGGCUCAGUUGCUGAAGCAUCGUCAAGGACAUCAACUCGCGGCAAAUUCGGUGGUAACACGAGGGGCAAUAAACCUCUCCAAGAGGAGGUGGAAGAAACUCAGCAUGAGGAAGUUCAAGUCAAACCUAAACCUUAUCGCAGAGGUUGAGAGGGAACAUUUAAAUGGAAAUGUAGAAGAAAAAAACGUAACUUUAUCGUUCAAGAGAAAAAUUCAAUUUUGAAGAAUUAACAGUAAAAAAAGAGUGUUCUUUUCAAGCGUGAUUUUCCAACGAAAGUUACAAAUACAUCACUUGGUUUUUUUUUUAUAUCAAUUUUAUCCACAUAUCUCUAUUUUUUUCAUUAGCUCAUAUCUUCUUCUUCCACAACGUGAGAUAAUUGUGAUAGAAGUUUCGGAGGAAGGUCCUAAUUAAUUGCCAACUUUCCGACUGAUGUAGAGAUUCAUAAUUUCAUUGAUUAAAUGUUCGGAUAUACGUAAGAAUAAGAAAGAGUAGUUUUUUAAUGAUAAUAAUCGAGAAGGCUGAAGCUAUCGUUGAAGUAUAAACUUCCAGUACAUUAAAGUACACUCUUCGCGGUAAACACAGAUCGCUGGGGAACGUUUCGUUGACACGAUUGCCUGAGACGUUUAAAAAAAAAGAUGUGGAGCGACAAUAGCAAAUGAACGAUUAGCAAUGUAGCAGUUUGUACAAAUGAAAACACCUGUAAUUUCGCGGAACGCAUGUAUCAAUAGGUUAUUAUUUUACCAAUCACCUACCACGUGAAUUAUUGUAUAAAUAUAAAUUAACUGGUAACGAAUAAAACGGAAAAAUGUCUGAGCGAAUAAAUGAGAAUGAAUUUUUUUCUUUUC
Molecule: messenger RNA, 1502 nt
Organism: Venturia canescens
Lineage: Eukaryota; Metazoa; Arthropoda; Insecta; Hymenoptera; Ichneumonidae
Exons: 5
Coding region: 168-806 (212 amino acids)
Source: RefSeq, a predicted model, not a curated record